This is a messenger RNA of Trametes versicolor FP-101664 SS1, 1035 nucleotides long. Its product is annotated as GroES-like protein. The transcript has 6 exons. NCBI's taxonomy places the organism in Eukaryota, Fungi, Basidiomycota, Agaricomycetes, Polyporales, Polyporaceae. Bases 1 to 1035 code for a protein of 344 amino acids. Gene Ontology annotation, molecular function: oxidoreductase activity, acting on NAD(P)H. The record is from RefSeq and is a predicted model, not a curated record.
AUGAAGGCACUGGUUAUUGAGGAGGGACAUCGCGCCGUGGUAAAAGACCAUCCCGUCCCCGCUGUCGGCAAUGACGAUAUCCUCCUCAAGACAACCUCUGUGGCUCAGAAUCCUACCGACUGGAAGCAUGUGGAUACCCGCGGUAUACCCGGCACAAUCGUAGGCUGCGACUUCUCCGGAUACGUCGUGAAGGCCGGACAGAACGUCACGAGCCCGAAGGUCGGUGACCACGUUGCAGGUUUUCUUCAUGGCAGCGCGUUCCCCGACGAGGGCGCGUUCGCCGAGUAUGUGAAAACUCCCGGUGAUCUCGUCUGGGUAGUCCCGGAGAACACGCUCUCCCACGACGAGGCGGCCACCCUUGGCUGCGCCUUCUGGACAGCGGCGCAGGCGUUGUUCCACGAGAAGCGCCUCGCUAUCGUCGAGCCUCCCGCCAAGGCGUCCGGGGACGAAUGGAUUUUCAUCUAUGGCGGAAGCUCUGCUGUCGGACACUUUGCCAUCCAGCUCGCCCACCUGGCGGGCUACAAGGUCGUCACGACCGCGUCCCCACGCAACUUUGAGCUCGCCAAAUCCCUCGGUGCGGAUGCUGUGUUUGACUACCGCGAUGCAGAUGUCGUGGCGAAGAUUAAGCAGACCACCGGCGACUCCGUCACAAAGGCACUCGAUGCAAUCUCCCUCAAGGAAUCACAACGCAUCAGCGCGGAAGUCAUCGCGCCCACAGGCGGUAAAGUCGUGCUAGUGUUGGGACCUGAAGCUGGUGCAACCGAUCGCAAGGAUGUUCAGUUCAUUCUGACCCUGAUCUACACGUCGCUCGGACGCGAAUUCGGCUUCGGACCGGGCAGCCACUACCCCGUUUCAUCGGAGGAUCGUGCACAGAUGGUCGAGUUCCUAAAGAAGGUACCGCAGAUUGUGAAGGAUGGCGCAGUGAAGCCGCCAGCGAUCAAGCUCUGGGAAGGGGGUCUUGGGGCUAUUAUCGACGGGCUGCAGUACAUGCGUGAAGGAAAGGUUAGCGCGGAGAAGAUUGUCUACCGCGUGUAA